ACUCUAAUGAAGAGAGAGAAAGAUUGCGAUAGUUGUCUAUCGCGUUAGGCUAUUUGGCUAACUUGUUUUCUAUAUAACAGACUUCGAAAUAAAUGUGUUACGACUACAUAAGUAUUAAAAACACCACAUGAACCUAUCUAUUUAAACCGGGGAAUUAGGUAACCCGCUAUUCUUACAGUACAAUUCGUAAAUGAUUUCAUGUAACUUUUGAUACAGAUAAGAGUUAUGUUAAAAGAGCAAGCUAGUCAUUUUCAUUUAUUUAUGUAUUGUUAUUUCAUCUAUCUUAGCCCUUAGUCCUCUCUACCAACCCCAUACAUGCUUGCUAUUUCUUGUCACUUUGUAAUAUUGUUGCCCACUUUUUGUUUUCUCCUUUCUCAUUUCUCACACUAAGUUUGAGGGGUUGAUUACUGAGCUGGGUGUAUGGCAACUGAAGGCUCGGGUUCGGGUUCGGGUUCGGGUUUGGGUUUGAACUCGAAGGUUCAGUCACUGCCACCGCCACAGCCGAAGUCGCCACCGGAUUUGUAUGGGCGGAGAAGGGAAAUGGUUAGACUUCAAGUGCUUGAAAGAGAGAAAAGCUUACUAGAGGAAGAGUUGAAAUUUGCAAACCGCCUUCAACCUGCCUCCAGAUGCUGCAAAGAGAUUGCUGAUUAUGUCACAGCAAAUGCAGAUCCAUUGCUUCCAACAAAUCAGAAAACCGGCAAGUCCUGCUAUCUAUGGAAGUGGCUCUGUGGGUCAUCGUGCUUCAAGUUAUCAUGGGUUUGCUGCUGUACUGGCUGCACUAGCUGCACUAUCCAUCUAAAAAAACCGAGAUGUUGUUCCUGUUGUUUAAAAGACUGCUGCUCCUGCUUCAGCUGUUCAUUACCAAAGUGUAGCUGUUGGUGUAGGAAUCCUUGCUCCUGCUGCUGUGACAAGAAACCUUGCUGUGGAAGCUGUGGAAGUUGUGCAAACUGUUACAGUUGUGGAAGCUGUACAAGUAGUUGCAGUUGUGAAAGUUGCACAAAUUGCUGCAGUUGUGGAAGUUGCGCAAAUUGCUGCAGUUGUUUAAAGUCUCUUCCGUGCUUAGACUGUUGUAGCUGUGAAUGUAAAUGCUCUUGUCCGAAAUGCCCAGCUUGUUCAGGGUUAUGCAAUUGCUCAUGUCCUAAAUGCCCAACAUGUUCAGGAUUAUGGAAUUGCUCUUGUCCUAAAUGCCCUACAUGUUCCGAAAUUUGCAAAUCCUGUUUAAGCUGUUUAGGCCGUAUAACAAAAUGUUUCUGUCCAUGUAUAUGCUGUUAACUUUUAAUUGAUAUUGCAAACAUGAAGCUUUUUGUUUAUAC
This is a messenger RNA of Chenopodium quinoa (quinoa), 1313 nucleotides long. Its product is annotated as guanine nucleotide-binding protein subunit gamma 3-like. The record is from RefSeq and is a predicted model, not a curated record. Bases 421 to 1272 code for a protein of 283 amino acids. NCBI's taxonomy places the organism in Eukaryota, Viridiplantae, Streptophyta, Magnoliopsida, Caryophyllales, Amaranthaceae. The transcript has 5 exons.